Achroia grisella is the source of this 1780-nucleotide messenger RNA. RefSeq names its product neuropeptide F receptor (gene NPFR). Gene Ontology annotation, cellular component: membrane. The transcript has 4 exons. The record is from RefSeq and is a predicted model, not a curated record. The coding region runs from base 271 to 1542 and encodes 423 amino acids. NCBI's taxonomy places the organism in Eukaryota, Metazoa, Arthropoda, Insecta, Lepidoptera, Pyralidae. Gene Ontology annotation, biological process: G protein-coupled receptor signaling pathway. Gene Ontology annotation, molecular function: neuropeptide Y receptor activity.
UUGUCGGGACUACACGGCUGCUCUUGAAACUCUAUCCCUGCAUACGAUACUGAUACAAUACGCAAAACUUUUAUUUCGAAAUUUAAAUUUCAAAUAAAUACUAGUCGAUUGAUGUUUUAAUAUUAUAACGAUUAAAAAAACUGGUUGUCAUAUAUAUUUUGUUUCCGUGACUGAAUUCGAAUUUAGAAAAUUUAUUUUUAAUUUUUCUUUUUUAAAAUGACACUGGUGCAGUGGUCAGUGGUUAUUCGAUGAAUAAAAAAGUGUUUGUCUAUGAAAAUAGGGGGGUUGGAGACUGUUGAUCAUAAUGACUCGUGGUCUAAAGACCAGUCUUCGUGUUCUGGUGAUAAUAUAAACUGGACGUUAUGCUACACACACAUAAAGCGGAUAGUAACCAUCCUCAUGCCUUUUUAUGAUGAUAUGAUGCUGGAUCCCAGCGGGAAUUUUACAUUCAAUAUAUCUGCAAAAUGGCUAAUAGAAACGUCUAAAGGUAUCCAACAACCCAACGUACUUCUCGAGAAGUUCUCCCAGAACAGAAAAGUUGAUGACCCCACUAGAUCACUCCUGCUUACGUUUUAUGGCAUUCUGGUACUUAUAGGAGCUGCGGGAAAUGCUCUUGUUGUUCUAUCUGUAGUAAGAAAGCCUUUAAUGAGAACAGCAAGGAAUAUGUUCAUUGUCAACCUCGCUGUCUCAGAUGCAUUGGUUUGUUGUGUUGUUACACCACUCACACUUAUGGAACUUUUGACCAAACAUUGGCCGUUGCCAGAUUGGUUAGUUUUAUGCAAGGCUUGCGGAGCUAUACAAGCAAUAUCUAUAUUUGUCUCAACUAUAUCUAUAACAGCCAUUGCAUUGGAUAGAUAUCAGCUUAUCGUCUAUCCAACUCGUCCCGGUCUACAAACAAUGGGAGCUUUAGUCACCAUGUUCUUCAUCUGGCUAACAGCGUUUACACUUGCAUCACCCCUCUUCAUCUUUAGGACUCUAAAAACUCACAAGCUAGGUAUCAUAGGAAUAGAUUCCAUAAGUUUCUGUAUAGAAGACUGGCCGAUAGAGAACGGGAGAGCUAUCUACUCUGUAUUUAGUUUGAUUUUCCAAUAUCUACUCCCUGUCUUAGUUGUAAUUAUGGCACAUGUACAAAUUCACCGGAGGCUACGUGGGAGACGACGGACCACUAGAAAAACUCCGGCUAUUUUAAUAGCAAUAGCUGUCACAUACGUGAUUAGUUGGUUGCCACUGAACGUGUUUAAUUUAGUAGCAGAUUUCAGUCCAGAACCAAUUUUGGAUGAGAAACCAAUGACAAUAACGUACGCUAUUUGUCAUAUGUUCGGCAUGUCCAGUGCCGUAUCUAAUCCGUUGCUAUAUGGAUGGUUGAACGAUAAUUUUAGAAAGGAAUUCGAGGAGAUACUGUGUUGCUGCCGUAAGAAGGGUGAGAUUAAAAAGAGUACGAGGACCAAGAGCAGGAAGUUAGAAACGGAGUUAACAGCAUUGCAGUUGGAACACACAGUGACCGCAAACACAAAGACAUCUCAAUGCUCCCAGAUUUUCUGACUAAAGACUUGCUUUAAAUAGCAUGAAAGUAGCAGUGUUGAAAUGCAAAAUAUCUGAACUAAGUGUCAAUUGGAAGUGACUAAUGAAUUUGUUAUUACGGUGUAAAAAGUUCCUUUGUUAAUUUAUCAUGUUGAUGAUGUAAAAAUAAUUUAGAAUAAUUAUAAAUAAGAUUGUAGCUACGGUUAUGUAUAUUGAUAGGUUAACAUUGUACUGUACGUUUUCGAGCCCAAAACGUAUA